Corylus avellana is the source of this 670-nucleotide messenger RNA. Lineage: Eukaryota; Viridiplantae; Streptophyta; Magnoliopsida; Fagales; Betulaceae. The record is from RefSeq and is a predicted model, not a curated record.
GAACAGUUAUCUCUUCUCUGUAUCUCAAUCUCUCUCUCUCAUUUGCGGGUUUUAGGGUGACUGCUGCUGCUAGUGCUCGAACAAAUCGCUGUCUGCAGAAAAGAUGCUGAGACCGCUCUUGAAGAAGCCUACUGGGAAGGGCACCGCUCUUGCUCUUCUUCAAUUCAAUCAACAGAGAGCGCUGCACAGUAGGAACAAGAAGGCAAUGGAGUUCAUAGCCAAAGGGUGGAGUGCUCUCAAGGAAGUUGAUAGAGUCAUUGAUUACUGCGAGCGCAAUGAUCGUCGUCUCAUCCCUCUACUCAGGACGGCAAAGGAGAACUUUGAGUUGGCUCUAGAGGCUGACAACUUGAACACCCAUGCGAGGUAUUGGCUGUCCAAAUUACAUUUGAAAUACCAUAUUCCAGGGGCAUGUAAAGCUAUAGGGGCCGCUUUGUUAGUUGAAGCUGCAGAUAUGGGUAAUCCAGAUGCUCAGUACGAAUUGGGUUGUCGUCUGAGAGUUGAGAAUGAUUAUGUCCAAUCGGAUCAGCAAGCCUUCUAUUAUUUGGAAAAGGCAGUUGACCAGUUGCAUCCAGGUGCUCUUUAUCUUCUUGGUGCAGUAUAUUUAACUGGGGACUGCAUGAAAAAAGAUAUUGCCUCAGCACUAUGGUGUUUCCACAGGGCAUCAGAGAAG